CGAAGGCUCCCGAGUUUGGGGAAGGGAGACCCUGGUGUUCUGUGUGCUGGGCUGUGACCCGCUGCCGGGAGCUGUGAGGAGAGCCCGGCGAGCUGGGAAUCCGCCAUGGAUGCAGUGACCUAUGAGGAUGUGCAUGUGAACUUCACUCAUGAAGAGUGGGCUUUGCUGGAUUCUUCCCAGAAGAGUCUCUACAAAGAUGUGAUGCUGGAAACCUACUGGAACCUCACUUCUAUAGGUUACAAAUGGGAAGACCAUAAUAUUGAAGAACAUUGUCAGUGCUGUAGAAGAAUUGAAAGCAGGUGUGUCAUCUGUCCCUCUGGACACAAUCCAUGUGAGCAUAAGGGAUAUGGAAAGAAGCAUUGUAGUUCUGUCUCUCUCAGAACAAGUGGAAGAUAUAUGGUAGUCCCCACUAUGAGAAGACAUAAUGACUGUGAUACAAGUUUACAAUUAACUGGUUUUCCAACUUCAGUGGGAAUUCAACAAACUUCCAUUGGAGAAAAACCUUAUGAGUACCAGGAAUAUGGAAAUUCAUCUCUCUCUUCUGGUUCACUGUGUAUAUAUAGUGUGGAUCUAAGUAUAAGAAAAUGUUAUAAAUACAAUCAGUGUGGUCCAACUCUGAGUUCUUCAAGUUCUCUUCAAGGAUGUGAAAAAACUCAUAUGUUAAGAGAAAAUAAUAAAUGUGAGUCAUCUACCAAAGGCUUUAGCCAUUACAGGCAUCUUCAAACACACCAAACACCCAAUAAUGAAGAGAAUGUAUAUGAAUAUAAUCAAUGUGAUAAAGUCUUUAAAUGUGAUUGGUCGUUAAAACACCAAAGAACUCAUUUGGAAGGAAAACCCUGUGAUUAUAAUCAAAGAUAUAAAGACUUUGCAUGUCACAGUCUUCAUCAAGUACAUAGAAUUCAAACUAGGGAGAAAAGGUAUGAAUCUCAGCAAUGUGAUAAAGCCUUUGCAUGUCCCAUAAUAUAUAAUAGAAGUUACACUGGAGAGAAACCCUAUAAAUGUAAUCAAUGUGGUAAAGCCUUUGCAGAGAACAGAAGCCUUCAUAGUCAUGUAAGGUUUCAUACUGGAGAGAAACCCUAUAAAUGCAGUCAGUGUGGUAAAGCCUUUAGAGGGAAGAGUAGUCUUCUCAGUCAUGAAAGAAUUCAUACUGGAGAGAAACCCUAUGAAUGUCAUGAAUGUGGUAAAGCUUUUGCACAAAAGAGUUAUCUUCUCAGUCAUGAAAGAAUUCAUAAUGGAGAGAAACUUUAUGCAUGUAAUCAAUGUGGUAAAGCCUUUCCAUAUAAUAGUCGUCUUCUCACUCACUUAAAAACUCAUACUGGAGAGAAACCCUAUGAAUGUAAUCAAUGUGGCAAACGCUUUGUAUACAAGAGUCUUCUUCUCAGUCAUGAAAGAGUUCAUACUGGAGAGAAACCCUAUGGAUGUAAUCAAUGUGGUAAAGCCUUUGCAUUGAAGAGUCAUCUUCUCAGUCAUGAAAGAAUUCAUAAUGGUGAGAAACCCUAUGAAUGUAAUCAGUGUGGUAAAACCUUUGCACAGACAAGUAAUCUUCAUAGACAUAAAAGUCUUCAUACUGGAGAGAAACCCUAUGAAUGUAUUCAAUGUGGUAAAGCCUUUGCACAGAAGGUUAGUCUUCAAAGUCAUGAAAGAAUUCAUAAUGGAGGGAAACCCUAUGAAUGUAAUCAAUGUGGUAAAGCUUUUGCAGAGAAGAGUUAUCUUCACAGUCAUGAAAGAAUUCAUAAUGGUGAGAAACCCUAUGAAUGUAAUCAAUGUGGUAAAGCCUUUGCACAGUGGAGUCAUCUUCACAGUCAUGAAAGAAUUCAUACUGGUGAGAAACCCUAUGAAUGUAAUCAAUGUGGUAAAGCCUUUGCACAGAAGAGAAAUCUUCUCAAUCAUGUAAGAAUACAUACUGGAGAGAAACCCUAUGAAUGUAGUCAAUGUGGUAAAGCCUUUGCAGAGAAGAGAAAUCUUCACACACAUAAAAUAAUUCAUACUGGAGAGAAACCCUAUGAAUGUAAUCAAUGUGGUAAAGCCUUUGCUCUGAAAAAAAAUCUUCACACACAUGAAAUAAUUCAUACUGGAGAGAAACCCUAUGAAUGUAAUGAAUGUGGUAAAACCUUUGCACAGAAGAGUCAUCUUCAUACUCAUGCAAGUGUUCAUACUGGAGAGAAACCCUAUGAAUGUAAACAAUGUGGUAAAGCCUUUGCACAGAAGAGUCAUCUUCUCAGUCAUGAAAGAAUUCAUACUGGAGAGAAACCCUAUGAAUGUAAUCAAUGUGGUAAAGCCUUUGCAGAGAAGAGUUAUCUUCACAGUCAUGAAAGAAUUCAUUCUGGAGAGAAACCCUAUGAAUGUAAUGAAUGUGGUAAAGCCUUUACAGAGAAGAGAAAUCUUCACAGACAUGAAAUAAUUCAUACUGGAGAGAAAUCCUAUGAAUGUCAUGAAUGUGGUAAAACCUUUGCACGGAAGAGCCAUCUUCACAGUCAUAAAAAAAUUCAUACUGGACAGUACCAUAUGGAUGUAAUCAUGUGGUAAUUUCAGAUGUGAUCUUCCAUGUGGGUGCUGGAAACUGAAUGUCUACAAGACGUACCUCCGAGUCCAGCUCCAAAGGGGUUCAGGUCCCUAAGAGGAGAUGGGGCAUUAGCAAAGGAAGGAGACCGCCAUGAUCUUAGUGUGAAUCAGCAUGGCUGCUGCUUUAUUGAAAAAGGACUAUACCCUUUAUGGUGUAUAACUGAAUCUCAGUUUAGACUAAACCAAGGUUAAAAACAGUUGAUGAUUCCAGGCUAAAAGCAGCUAUCAACCUCAUCACAGCAUUUUUUCUGAGGCAAAAGUGAUAAAUUCAGCAAGUAUCUAAAUGCCUUUGUGGAUGUGAGCCCAUUGUUUUCUUCCAGUGUGCUUUCAUCCUUGGAACCAGGUAUGCCCAGUUAGUAAAUCAUUAAGUUCUCUAUUUUUGGUGUACUCAGGGGGAUACAAUGGGGAUUCUUGUGUGAGAGUAGGCAUAGUUAUCAUGUUAUAUGGUUCCAUGGUGGUGGGGAUUUUGUCCAUGAAUUUUGUUUCAAGGACUGCCUAUGUAUACAUUCACAUCUUCCAUUGUAGAUCACAAAAAAAUUCCUACAGUAAAAGAGAUAAGGAGACCUCAUCACAUAUAGUGAGCAUUAUUAAAAUUGAAAUAAAAUGAUGCCGGAUAAUUAAAAUCUGCAAUGUCAAAAUGCUGGACCUUUGUCAAGUAGUAAUGGUCACUGUGCAGUCCACACUAGGUACUAAACUGCUAAACCAUCUCUCAUCCCUUUUUCUUUUAAUUUUCAAUUUAUGAUUUUUGUUUUUGUGAGUGCACAUGGAUAGUAUAGUUUGAAAUGAGAUAAAAGCCUGUGUUACCCAGUUCUUACUUUCUACCAUUUAGGUUCUGAGGACCACACCAGGUCCAUCAGUCUUGGUUCCAAGUACCUUUACCUGUUGAACCAUGCCACGAUAUUCACUGAGCCCUGAUAUUUUUUUGUUAAUUUGUUUUUAAAAGACACUGAUAAAGUUCAGGCUGACCUUGAACUUAAGACCUUUCUGCUUCCACCUCAUUACUAGCAUGACAGGUUUCACUACGAUGUUGUUUAUGCAGAGGUCUUGUGUGUGCUAAGCAACCAUUCUAUCCAUGGAGAGCCAUCUGAUAUGAAAGCAUUGAUGUAGCCAGUUCUUCAUACACUGAGGGCCACACUGAGACCCUGCCCCAAAACCAAACCAAAACUGCCAACAAACACAAAAUUAAAAAACAAAACAAAACUGUGUGUGUGUUUUGAGACAGAGUCUGUCUCAGUUGCCUAGGCUGUCCUAGAACUCACACUGUAGCCCUUGAUUCCUGCCCCUUGGUCUUGGCUGCUUAAGUACCUGGAGAACAGGGCUGGACUAGUGAGUGAGCAAGCCAGAGCACAGAAAGGCCUAACUAUGUGUCUGGAGACACACAGCUAGUAGCCAGAGGUACAUGACAAGAUCAGAAUGUUCCUGGGGUAGGGUUGGAAUCCAGAAUCUUCCUUGACAUGGAAUGCUACCAGUUGAGCAUGGAACGAUGGAACAAGGCCCAGGAUCUAAUAUCUUGGGGUUUGAAAUGUCCUGCGAAUCUUGUGGAGAUACUUUAUUUGUGCAACCCAAUAAAGCUUAUCUGAAAAUCAGAGGAAAAAGUCAGUCACUAUAUUAAACCAAGAGUCCAGGCAAUGGUAGCACAUGCCUCUAAUCUUAGCAUUCAGGAGGCAGAGAUUCAUCUGGGUCUCUAUGAGUUCAAGGCCAAAUUGGAAACAGAGACAGGCAUGGCUGCACAUUCCUUUAAAUUCCAACACUAGUUAACCAUAGAGGUCUAGAGGUUUAUACAGACAGACAAGAAGUGAUGUAGCUGGAUUGAUAGAGGAAGUGAGAUGGCAGGCACAGUAUAUAUGUGUGUAUAUACAGGAAGUAUGGCUCUCUCUUUGGCUGAGAUUUCUAGUUGUAAGAACAUGGCUAGCUUCUUCCUGCUUCCCUAAUCUCUUGGUUUUUGACCCAAAAAAUGGCUCUUUUUUUUUUUUUUAAUUAAGACUAUUUAGCCAUUUGUCUUACAAUUGGUGCCCAAUGUUCGUGGCACAAAUUGACUAAUAAACUGCUUAUGCCCUUGAAUGCCCCCUGGCUUAGUCCUUAGCUACACACAGCCGAGUCUCCUUGACUUCUUUUCUCCUUUUGGGUGGUGGCCUACUCUGGAUACCCAUCUCCAAUUGCUACAAGACUAAGUAAGCUACCUUGAAACUCCCUGGGACGUCUGCUGUUCUAUGAACUCAGAAAACUUGGUGAGUCAAUUAAAAUAUCCUAAAGGGAGAAAUUAGUUAAAAGAGAAAUUUAUCCACAUUAAAAAUAUGGGAAACAGCCGGGCGGUGGUGGCUCACGCCUUUAAUCCCAGCACUCGGGAGGCAGAGGCAGGCGGAUCUCUGUGAGUUCGAGG
Peromyscus californicus insignis is the source of this 4942-nucleotide messenger RNA. RefSeq names its product zinc finger protein 260-like. NCBI's taxonomy places the organism in Eukaryota, Metazoa, Chordata, Mammalia, Rodentia, Cricetidae. Gene Ontology annotation, biological process: regulation of transcription by RNA polymerase II. Gene Ontology annotation, cellular component: nucleus. Bases 106 to 2526 code for a protein of 806 amino acids. Gene Ontology annotation, molecular function: DNA-binding transcription factor activity, RNA polymerase II-specific; RNA polymerase II transcription regulatory region sequence-specific DNA binding. The record is from RefSeq and is a predicted model, not a curated record. The transcript is spliced from 4 exons.